CCUCUUGUGCUGGAACAAACCUGCCUGGCUAAUGAGGUCUGACAGGACCAGGGUCAGGGUAAAAUUGUUGCUCUGGGAAGCAAAGCAGAACAAAACCACCAAGGCAAUCUAUUAUGAGUGUAGAUAUAGUAUGCAGAUCUGAACAAAUUCUGCUUGAAAGAAAUCCUCAAAAUCUAUUUCCUUAAAAGUGGCAGAUCUGUUGUUCAUGCUUUAACUGAACCCAGUGUUACAAAUCUGUGGAAGUAAUACUAGGAGGACCUAACUGUCCUGUAUGUGUGGGGCACCAAAGAAUGGGUUGAUGAGAAAUUAUUUUGGUUUGGACUGUCUACUUCCAAAAAUUGGAAACUUUAAUACUGUUGCUGACAUACUUCAACAUAGAGGAGACUUGUGUCCUGAGAAAGGCAACGUGUUCAUUAUUCCAUGACUAAUUUCACAUGGUUUUUUCUGUCGGCUAUAUCUACAGGAUUUUUCAGAACUUUCAGCUUCUGGCUAAAAGGAAUCAAUUUAACAUGGUGAGAGAUCUAGAUUUGUUGAGAAGCUUCAAGCUCCCUUCUAAAUAUGAAGGGCUGAGUGGAGAAUAGUUAAGAAAAAUCUUUAGGUAUUCAGUGUUUUCCUGUGACCCACGUAACAAAAAGUCAUGCUUUAAUGCAAAACCUGAAUUAAAUUCAGAAGAACAAAACAGAUUAUUUCAUUUUUAAAUGUUCUAAGUGUUUGUUUUUGUUGUGGCACACCAUUUUUGGAGCUGUCAACUGUGCAGGUCUGAUGCAAAAGCUGUGGAGGCUUCAGUAAAGUUAUAAUAAAGAGGUCCAGACUAAUCACUGGUACUGCAGUGCCCAGUGGCAUUGCCAAGUGUUUAAUCAAGAUGGGGGCAAUGGGGGGAUUUUCCUUUAACAAACUCCAAGAAUCCAGGGAAGCUUGCAGCUUUGCUCUGUGAAUGGAUGACCUAGCACAUGCUUUCUCUCUGUUCUGUGUACUUGUCUUCCUUUCUGCUUCUCUCAGGAUCAGCCAGCUUUACUGGCCAAGUGGUCAGCUAUGCUUCGGAGGAAGCGCCCAUUCCACCCAUCCAUCCAGGUCUUAGCACCCAGCCAGUUCCUCAUCACAGUUCCUCUGCGUGGCCUGACCGGUUACAGGGAAUGCCAGGUGCGGCACUGGCGCUAUUACACCGUGCAUGGAGCCAAGCUCCUCUCCUCCGUGCGGGACCCUGAGGAAUUGCAUCAGUGGCUGGAGGUGGAGCAGUUCUCAAAAAGCCUUCAGCAGUGGCAUGAAGAGGAUGUGAACAUCGAAGGUGAUCUGGUUCCAGCUAAAGUCCUUAUCGUCUUCCGGGAGCUGGUGGAGAAGUCGAUUGUCUCCUGUAACCUCUCCAGUAAAGUGACAGUACUGGAGAGCUUCAGCUCAGUGGUCCGGGUGGCUGUGGAGACAUCAGAAUCCCAGGUUGAGGUGGAGCUGGUCCCUGCUGUGGAGAUUCCAACGUGCUGGCCCGAGAAAGCCCGGUGGCCUCGUUGCCUUAAGCGUUGGCCUUCUCAGGAAAAAGUGCAAUGCAUCAAGUCGCUGGGUUUCGACCUCCUAGCCCGCUCUAAUUAUCACUGGCAGCUGUGCUUCUCCCGUGCUGAGCACAUCCUCAUGGAGGGACUUGAUGAAGACGGUGGUUGUCGCAGGAAGUGCUUCAGAGUCAUGAGGCAGAUGAAGGAGGAUGUCUGGUGUGCUGGGAAUAAGCCUGUCAUCACAGCUUAUCACCUUCAGACAGUGCUAUUCUGGACGUGUGAAAAAUACCCACGCACCAAGGAUUGGCGCUGCUUCCCUGAAGCCUUUCUGAGGCUGGUACAGAAGCUGCACAAGUGUGUAAGCCAGCACUUCCUCAAGCAUUACUUUCUCAAGAACACCAAUCUGCUCAAAUAUGCCAACACCAGUGACCUGGACCUGAUGGCCAGCAAGCUGGCAGUCUUCUUGGAGAACCCUGUUUUCUGCCUGGACUAAGACAGGCAAAGGUCUUGCCCCAAUCCCGAGUGGAUGCCCCAGCUCCUCUCCCCACCUGUGGUUGCUCCCCAUGUCCUUCCAGUAGAUGUUGCAGCUGGCUCUGUGAGACAGUUGGCACAUGCAGCGCUAAAGAGAAGUGUGGAGCUGGCAGCGGUGGGCGGUGAAAACUGAUGGGAGGUAUCACUUGAUGCCCAGCUGAUCUAAUUUGCUUUCAACAGUGACAGCCUGCCUGGAAGCUACAGCCAGUGAAACCCAACUUUGUGUGUCAGUCAGAGCAGGCAACUGCCUUGUUCUGUGUCUCCAGUCUUGUGGCACCUAAGCUGAAAGGCUGAAAGGAGUCUCGCUCUGCUGCCUCUGUAACCUAGCACAUGUAUUGUUGCUGCAGUCGCCUUUCUCACAAGGACAGAGGGUUUAAUUGCCUGCUUACCUCACAGGCCAGCUCUGCAAAGGGACAGAGGAGCAUUUACGAGGUGUUCUGGAAGCUGGAAGCUUUCUCAGAGGAAAUUCAAUUCAGUGAGAUCUUACUCCAGUAAGAAUAGGAAUCCAGUAGGAAUUUAACCAUGCUGCUAGUGUUAAAGAGCUCAGUGGAAGCAAGAAGAGGAACAGUGGGUUUUGCCUCUUCGUUUUUCUCUCCUCCACUUGCAUUUUUCUUCCAAUUGUUUCAAAUAUGUCUUUUUCAUGUUUGCCUUUGCCAGUUAUGUUAGUGCCAUACAAUCAGGGGGCUUUGACAGAGCAGAUUUCCCUCCCGUCCCGGGCUCUAUCCAGCAGACUGGACGAGGAGCAGGUCUUUCCCUAGUUGUUUACGCCAACAUAUUGUUGGUUGAAGUGCAGAAGGAGAGUAUUUUUCAAAGGCUCUUAGCUCCAAGACCCCCAGUGCUUUUAAUUUGUGGAUAUUUCAAAACAAAAUGGAUUUUAGUAUUUCAAAACAACAGAGCUUUAGAAUUAGUAUAAAGAAUGCUGGUUUUAAUGUUAUUAAAUCGCUGAAACUAAACCAAGAUAGGGAGGAUUUUGGGUUUGGUUUGGUGGGGUUUUUUGGUCACAUCUGUGCAGGAAAGUAAACAAGUUCUUUGCCAAGGGGGCUGGCAGAGAUGGGAUCUGCAUCCCACGCUCCAGGGAGCUGCAUGAGGCGCAUCCGUGGCGCGGCAUCUCCCCAUUGUGGCAGAUUGUGGUACAGCCACGGGUCUCCAGCACAGCCUCUGCCUCUGGAGCAGGCUGUCUUCUACAGUUUUUUGAGCAGAGCAUAUAUGGGUCAGGAAAGAUCCCAGCUGUGUGGUCCUGGUCUGGUCGUGGUCCUGUGUCUCCUGCAUCAGAUCUCACCAUGUACAGACCUGAUCCCACCAUGUAAACUGGCAGGCAUUGCUCCGAUCCUCGGAAUACCCUCCAGAUCGCCUUUCCACAUGGGUAACUGCAUUGUGUGGAGCUGUUUCAAACAGUUAACUGCUCUUGCUAAACCUUUGUUCUCCAGGCUCCCUAAAUGGGACACAAGUGUCAGUUUCAUGAUGACACCUCCUGUUCAAGUGUGGCUUUCCUGUGAGCUGAGCUGUUCCAGUAAAGCGCAGGGAGAUGCCAAUCUGCCAGGCAGAGUCAGACAGCUGUGGCAAUGAAGUAAUGUCUCCUGUUUCAUCUUGAUUUUGUCUUAUGGUUGAAGGGCUGGCUUCUGAAGUUAGAGGAGAGCAAAAACAAUUCAAACUGUUCAAGAACAGUGCAAAACAUUCAGAGCUGUUAAUCCCAAAUUUGAUAUUUGAUAUUUUACUGCUCUGAUGUAUUGUCCUUUUGGGAUUUAGUUGUGGCUGUUGAAGAAUUUAUCUCUUUAUAGCUGGGUGAAAAAAAAGUUUCGGUGGUGACAUCUUAACUUGGAUGCAACUGUGUAUCAGAGUCCUCAGCUCCUGAGGUUUACAGCCUGCUGUGUAGCAAAGCCAUGGGCAUGUACCACGGCCGUGACAUGGAAUGUUCUGCUGCUCUGCCAGAGUGGCAGCCUCUUACAGCCAGGAAUGACUCAGCAAAGCCAGAAAAUAACUACAGAACGGUGAACCCCUGCUUUGAGCCAAGUCUGAUCAGUUUUUACUCUAUUUUCUUCUUGUUUACACAAGCAAAUGCGUCAGCUAGCAUAUGCUGCUGCAGAAAGUAUCCUUGUCACCACUGAAACAUGGAAGGUACAUUACUACUGACCACAAAGACACAGGAACAGUCCUGCAGCUUUUGCUCCAGAACAGCAAGAUGUGAUACAGCUGGACACUGGCAAAGGGAAAAGGCUUUGAGGAAAGGACUAAUGUCUUCACGGGAGCAGUUGAAUACAAGAACUAAUUCCUUUCAGAGACAUCUUUGAGAUACUAUCUUACAUCAUCUUGUGCAGGUCUGCUUGGGUGCGUGGGGUUUUGUUGUGAGGCAGUUUUUUGUGAUUGUGGGAGAGUUGUGCAGGAGGCCUCUUAUUAAAAAAACCAAACUUGCCAAAUAUAUUUGUCACAUUUCUUACCACAGUAAACUUUCUGCAAAUAGCUUUUCACUUAUACACCAUGGCCUCAUCCCAAGAUUUUCCUCCAAAAAGAGAUACCACAUUGUGUUUUGGCUACAGAAUAAGUUUUAUGUUUCAUAUUUAUAAUUUUUCUUUUUAAAAAGUGAGCAUUUGGACAAAUACAGACUUUCUUGAAGUAAGUUUAAUCAAAAGUUCUUUGUUCAGAAUGUCUGGAAGGAAUGUGAUGACCAUUUUCUCUCCCUCUCUUUUUCCUUGCUUUCAUGAGUAUUUGCUGUAUUCUCAGCCCUCGCCACAGUCAGCAUUGCUCUGUCUGUCAGAAAUUUCAAUUGAAUGUGUUGCUCUGACAUAUAAAACUGUACAAAACUCAUGAUGUUUUGUCUUUUUACACAGCCUGCCUUCUAGUCACUAGAGGGCAAUGUCUCUCUGAAGCACAAACACCGAUCCAGGUUCUUGCUCUUGAAAUCAGCAUCUUGUUGUUAUCGAGCUGAGUCAAAUGAUCUCGAUUGAUUUAAUGCUCCAUUCUCUUGCCAAAAAGGAGAGAAGAGACCAUGGGGGAGCUUUCUAAUAAAUAGCAAGACUUGGGUAAAAAGUCUCUAAAUUCUGGAAGCUACUCUAAGAGCCAGAAUAUGGAUUUAUUGUUUCUGAUGAUCUUACAGUAAUUCCCAACAGCCUUCGAAUGGGAAAGCACCAACAAGCAAAGUGCAGGCAGAGUUCUGGGAAGGAGGGAACUUGCAGGAGUAGCCACUGCCCUGCUCCAUUAGGGCCCUGCCCUCUCUCCAUGGGGCAAGGCCGUGACUCCCAUGUGUGCCUACCCCUUAGACUCCUCUGCCUCCCUCUUCUUUUCUCCCUCCUCCAGAAAAAAAGAAAAAAUAAAA
Passer montanus (Eurasian tree sparrow) is the source of this 5322-nucleotide messenger RNA. RefSeq names its product mab-21 like 3 (gene MAB21L3). The coding region runs from base 1033 to 1974 and encodes 313 amino acids. The record is from RefSeq and is a predicted model, not a curated record. NCBI's taxonomy places the organism in Eukaryota, Metazoa, Chordata, Aves, Passeriformes, Passeridae. The transcript has 5 exons.